Messenger RNA from Olea europaea var. sylvestris, 756 nucleotides. RefSeq lists its product as uncharacterized. The transcript has 3 exons. NCBI's taxonomy places the organism in Eukaryota, Viridiplantae, Streptophyta, Magnoliopsida, Lamiales, Oleaceae. The record is from RefSeq and is a predicted model, not a curated record. The coding region runs from base 1 to 756 and encodes 251 amino acids.
AUGGGAGCCACAAUGAAGAAUCUUGAAGUGCAAAUUGGCCAAUUGGCUACCUUAAUAAAGUCUCAACAAAAAGGAAAAUUUCCAAGUGAUACAGAGGUCAAUCCAAAGGAGCACUGUAAAGUUGUUGUAUUAAGGAGUGGCAAGCAAGUUGGAAAAAGUGAACUCACUGAAGAUAGCAACCCCACACCUGAUAAGGAGAAAGAACAAGUAGUAGAUGAGCAAGAGAAGCAGGCCAAGGGAACAAAUAAGGCCCAUAGACCUUACUCCAUAUCCUUCCCUGACAACCCACCAAUUCUCACACCACCACUUCCAUUUCCACAGCAUGCUUUGGAACAAAUGCCAAAUUACACAAUGUUUAUGAAGGAAGUGAUGUCAAAGAAGCAAAAAUUGGAGGAAUAUGAAACAAAGAGAAAAGAUCUGGGCAGCUUCACUAUUCCAUGCACCAUUGGAAGCUCUUCCUUUGAAAAGGCCCUCUGUGAUCUAAGAGCAAGCAUCAACCUAAUGCCGUUAUCAGUAUUCAAGAAAUUAGGCCUCGGGGAGGUCGAGCCAAUAACAGUGACUCUACAACUAGCUGAUAAGUCCCUCACCUACCCACGAGGGAUUAUUGAAGACGUGUUGGUAAAGGUCGACAAAUUCAUCUUCCCAGCUGAUUUUAUGGUAUUAGAUAUGGAAGAAGAUCAGGAAAUUCCACUGAUUUUAGGCAGGCCAUUCUUAGCAACUGGAAGGGCAUUAAUUGAUGUACAAGGGGACAAUUGA